AUUAAAUUUUUUGUAUAGUUUGGUCUGUUUACAAAUAAAUUGAUUGGAGCAAACACAGAAAAUCACGCUUCUUUCUUCUUCAGCAUUAGGGUUUAAGCAGAUUCCUUCUAGGGUUUCUGAAAAAAAUGGUGAUUGACAAUUCCAAGAAAUUGAAGACAGCAGUUGAGGAAAACGCCCAACAAAUUGAUACUGGUGGUGUUUCCUCCAUUGAGAAGCUUCAGGAAGUUCAAGAUGAACUUGAAAAGGUGAAUGAACAAGCUAGUGAGGAGGUAUUGGAAAUUGAACAGAAGUAUAAUGAGAUAAGGAGGCCUGUUUACGAGAAACGAAAUGAGCUCAUCAAAUCAAUUCCUGACUUUUGGGUGACUGCCUUCUUGAGUCACCCUGCACUUGGUGAGCUUUUGAAUGUGGAAGAUCAGAAGAUCUUCAAGUACUUAGAUUCUCUUGAUGUGGAGGAUUUCAAGGACGUGACAUCCGGCUAUUCCCUUACUUUUAUAUUCAAACCAAAUCCUUAUUUUGAAGAUACAAAACUGGUCAAGACAUAUACAUUCCUUGAUGAAGGAUCAACAAAGAUAACUGGUACAGCUAUUAAGUGGAAGGAAGGCAUGGGUGCGGCUUAUGGUGGUAAUCCUGAGAUGAAAGGGAACAAGCGGCCAGCAUCAGAAGACAGCUUUUUUAGUUGGUUUUCUGAGACUCAGCUGAAAGACAUUGCGGAUGGGCUUAGUGAUGAGGUGGGCGAGAUAAUUAAGGAGGACUUAUGGCCUAAUCCGCUGAAAUAUUUUAACAAUGAAGCUGAUGAAGAAGAUUCUGAUGGAGACGAGGACACGGACGAGGACGAUGAAGAUGAAGAGGUAAAUAUUGAUGAGAUUAGACCAUCUUCUUUUUUGAAGUUGCUUGAUUUGGACCUUCUGGAUAACGACGACGACGAUGAUGAUGAGGCAGAUGAGGAUGAUGGCUGA
Solanum verrucosum is the source of this 956-nucleotide messenger RNA. RefSeq names its product NAP1-related protein 2-like. NCBI's taxonomy places the organism in Eukaryota, Viridiplantae, Streptophyta, Magnoliopsida, Solanales, Solanaceae. Gene Ontology annotation, cellular component: nucleus; chromatin. The transcript is spliced from 10 exons. Bases 126 to 956 code for a protein of 276 amino acids. The record is from RefSeq and is a predicted model, not a curated record. Gene Ontology annotation, molecular function: chromatin binding; histone binding. Gene Ontology annotation, biological process: nucleosome assembly.